Molecule: messenger RNA, 758 nt
Organism: Apaloderma vittatum (bar-tailed trogon)
Lineage: Eukaryota; Metazoa; Chordata; Aves; Trogoniformes; Trogonidae
Product: NXPE family member 3-like
Exons: 2
Source: RefSeq, a predicted model, not a curated record
AUUCAAGCAGUAUAGACAGAGCUGAAGAUUCCACAGUUUCCCCUUCUGGAUAUUAUUAUGAAGAUGAGUGGAGGUCAAGAACACACUGGAUCCAUCAUUUUAACAAGUCAGAUGAUAUAACCAAGUGCUUACAAGGCAAAGUAAUACACUUGUUUGGAGACUCCACAAUAAGGCAGUGGUUUGAAUAUCUGACAGCAUUUGUUCCAGAUCUAGUGGAAUUUAACCUGGGGAGUCCCAAGAAUGUGGGACCUUUCAUGUCUGUGGACCUGAAGCACAAUAUUCAGCUGAAGUUCCGCUGUCACGGGCCACCCAUUCGCUUUUCAACGGUCUUUAGCAGCGAACUGCGCUACAUUGCCAACGAACUGAAUGGCAUAGUGGGUGGGAGAAACACGGUGAUAGCCAUAACUAUAUGGUCCCACUUCAGCACUUUCCCAGUGGAAGUGUAUAUACGUCGGCUGAGGAACAUUCGGAGAGCGAUUAUUCAACUGUUGGAUCGCAGCCCCAAGACUUCAAUCAUCAUCAGAACUGCUAACGUUCAGGAGCUUGGGCCAGAAGUGAGCCUCUUUAACAGUGACUGGUACUCCUUUCAGCUUGAUUCUGUCAUGAGAAAAAUGUUCUCAGGAAUUGCUGUGCACUUUGUGGACGCUUGGGAAAUGUCUCUGGCUCAUUACUUGCCACAUAACUUGCACCCAAAAGAAGUCAUUGUUAAGAAUCAGAUAGAUGUAUUUUUAUCUUACGUGUGCCUGCUGCAAACUUAG